UACGCAGCCCUGCGCCGAGGAUAUCGGAGAAACUCGCAGUCAUUCGCGCUGCAUUCAGCCUUUCUAUCAUCCGACUGACCGCUGCGUGACGGACGCACGCCAUUCAAAUCAACAUCACCGAGGCUCGCGCGGUGGUUAUUGAUUACUGGGGCGGCGCUGCGUUUAAUGGAUUAAAAUGUGAAUCUAUGAGUUACUUUGCAGCAAAGGCUGAUAUCUGACUGACAUCAUUCACCAGGCAGCUCUUGAACAGGAUUUUAAAGAUGGACUUCUGGGUUUUGCCAGUAUGUCGGAUCAGCUUGAUGUUGACACUGAUGUCAUCCACUGGUUGGGGAGUAGCGAGCCAGACGCAGAGUGCUUACUUCCUCCCUGAAUUUGCACUUUCUCCACAAGGAAGCUUUCUGGAAGACACAACAGGAGAGCAGUAUCUCACCUACCGCUAUGAUGACCAGUCCUCAAGAACGACCCGCUCGGAUGAGGAGAGGGACACCGGUUGGGACGCCUGGGGCGCAUGGAGUGACUGUUCUCGCACCUGUGGAGGCGGAGCCUCGUAUUCUCUACGCAGGUGUCUCAACGGAGGGAACUGUGAGGGCAGGAACAUCCGCUACAGAACAUGCAGCAAUACAGACUGUCCUCCAGAGUCAGGUGACUUCAGGGCUCAACAAUGCUCCGCCCACAAUGACAUCAAGUACCAAGGACAAACCUACGAGUGGAUACCUGUGACGUACGACCCUAUUUCACCCUGUGCCCUCCGAUGUCAAGCCCGGGGGAAAAGCCUGGUGGUGGAACUGGCGCCCAAAGUGUUGGAUGGCACUCGGUGCAAAGCGGAUUCUCUGGAUAUAUGCAUCAGUGGGAUUUGUCAGGAAGUUGGCUGUGACAGACAACUGGGAAGCAACGCUAAAGAGGACAACUGUGGCGUUUGUGCUGGAGAUGGUUCCACUUGUCGACUGGUCCGAGGACAGGCUCUGCCUCACGUGUCACCUGAAGAACCCAUAAAAACGGUGAUCGAAGUGCCGAUGGGUAGCAGAGGCCUCAGAAUCACAGCCAAGGGACCAGACAUGAUUGUGAUUGAAGCUCAUGCACCAAACAGCAGGAGAGAAGAGGUGGUGUUCAGCUCUUCAGGUUCUCACGCUCUGGGUAACAACACGGUGGAGUACCAGAGAGGAGCAGACAGACAGAUCCUCCGCUGCUACGGACCGCUGUCUGCAGACUUCACUAUAAAGGUGAAGUACGCCGGCCCUAAAGACACAGUGAUGCAGUUCAUGUUUUACCAGCCCAUCCGCUACCAGUGGAGGGAAACUGACUUCUUCCCCUGCUCUGUCACCUGUGGAGGGGGUUAUCAGCUGAAUUCGGCUGAUUGCAUGGACAUUCGUUACAACAAAUCGGUUGCGGAGCACCUUUGCCACAGCUUCCCAGAGAACACCAAACCCACACCCAAGCUCAAGGAGUGCAACAUGGAUCCCUGCCUCGAAAGUGAUGGCUUCAAGGAAGUGAUGCCCUACGACCAGUACCAGCCUCUACCACGGUGGGAGCAGAACCCGUGGACGUUGUGUUCGGUGUCGUGUGGAGGAGGCUCUCAGGAGAGAAGCGUGGUGUGUGUCGAGGAGGACGUCCACGGGCAGAUCGUGCAGGUGGAGGACUGGAAGUGCGCACACUCCCCUCGACCAAUCAGCAAACAGAGCUGCAACACCUUUGAGUGUCCGCAGUGGAUGGCCAUGGAAUGGUCUCAGUGCACGGUCACCUGCGGCCCAGGUUUGCGGUACAGAGUGGUGCUGUGUGUGGAUCACAGUGGUCAACAUACUGGCGGCUGCAGUCCUCACCUCAAACCCCAUAUCAAAGAGGACUGCCUGGUCCCUGUCGCCUGCCACAAACCACGAGAGAAUCAACCUGUUGAAGCCAAGCUGCCCUGGUUGAAACAGGCUCAAGAGCUGGAAGAAACCAAAGUAGCCUUGGAAGAUCCAACGUUCAUCCCGGGUCCGUGGUCAUCCUGCAGUGUGUCUUGUGGUCUGGGCGUUCAAAGGCGUCAGGUGAAAUGUAAAGUGCUGCUGUCUUUCACUCAAGCUGAAGUCGAACUACCUGAUGAAGAGUGUGACGAGGACAAGCCUCCCUUACAAAGGACCUGUGAUUUAGGUCCCUGUUUAACAUCUCCAGACUCAUCCUGGAGGCCCCUGAGGGCCCAUGAGAUCCCUGAUCAGCACGGCUAUGUUUGGGAAAACAUGGGCUUCACUCCCUGCUCUGCUUCAUGUGCUGUUGGCAAACAGAUGGCUGUUGUCAGGUGUGUGAGCACCUUGAAAAAGGAAAUUGUUGAUGACACACUCUGCAACGUCUCCAAAGCGCUGCUCUCCUUGCUUCGCAUCUGUAACCCUCAGCCAUGUCCUCCGAGAUGGGAGGUGAGCGUGUGGAACCCGUGUUCUGUGUCGUGUGGUGUGGGGCUGCAGACGCGCAGUGUGUCCUGUGUGAGGUCUGUGGUGGGAAACUGCACUGAAUCUGUGUCCAGCAUAGAGUGUGUGGAGAGAAGACCUCCAGAACUGCAGGCCUGCAACCAGGUGGCCUGUCCACCGGCCUGGGAGGCUGAGGAGUGGCAGCAGUGCUCUCAUUCGUGUGGCAGAGGCACUCAGUGGCGUAAGGUUUACUGUAAACAGAGACUGGCUUCUGGAAGCUAUCGCAGGCUGAGCGACGAGGAGUGCGCUGGAACCAAACCUGACGCCCACAGGAUUUGCAUCAACCCUGACUGUCUGCUGCCGCGUCUGGAAGGAGGAGAGUGGUCAAAGUGUUCUGUGACGUGUGGAAAAGGCAUUCAGCGGAGGGAACCCGUGUGUAGGAGACAGACGGCCUCCGGUCAGCUGGUCACUCUGGACAGGUCGGCCUGCAGUGACCUUCCUCUUCCUCCUCUGAUCAGGAGCUGCCGUAUGAGCCCAUGCAACAAGCACAAGCACUCCAAAAAACGUUGCCCUCAGGUCAAGGGCCUGAAACGCAUCUACAUCCAGACCAGACAAGAAAAACGCCUCAGUUUUACCAUCGGAGGACGAGCCUACCUUCUUCCCAAGACCUCCGUCGUUAUCAAGUGUCCCGUUCGGCAUUUCCCUAAAGCUCAGGUCCGCUGGGAGAAGGAUGGGAGUGAUCUGACCAGCUCCAAACGUCUGAGCAUCACCAGAUCUGGAGCUUUGAGGAUCUACAACCUGGAGGCUGAAGAUAUCGGACUGUACCGCUGCUGUGCCAACCAAGAUUCGGACAUCUUCAUCCUGAAGCUGAUCGGAUACAAUAGUAGGCUCCUGGAACAUCCUGAAGGAAAGAGUUUGGGAAGUAGGAGCUUUCAUCCAUACCUCAAUAAAGAAGGAGGUUACGUUGGUUCAAAGUGCCAUGAGGGGUUUCCACCUGGAAAGAAGGCUCCAAAAUCUCCCCCAAGCUGGAUGCAAAAAAACGAGUUCUACCGAGACGACGAUGGCCAGCCUAAGGAACUCUGGGAUACUCUUGCUUUAGGAAACUACGCUUUGGCUUCAGCCGCCAGGAGCCACGCGGGAGCCUUUGUCCUUGAUCCUGCACAGUUCGAGGAGCUCGUGAAGAACAUCAGUCAGCUGGCCGAGAGCGGAGAUGUGACGGAUGAAAUGGCGUUGCACCUGAUUGGGAAACUUAUGGAGGAUUUGGCUGCCGCGGGGCAAGGGGCACAAACUGAGGAAAGCACUACGAUGGGCAAUCAUUUAGAUAAGACACCAAACACUUCUGAACGUUCUGAGGGAAAGAUGCCGAAAAAAGGCAGUCGAGCGGUUAUCGUUCGACAAAAGCAUCACGGAUCUGCCAUGAGCUUCCAGAGGGAUCUCCGGAUCCAUGUGGGCAGGACCGCUUACCUAACCAAUGCUACCCACAGCCUCACGCUGAUGUGUCCCACUCAGGGAUUGCCACCUCCAAACCUCUCCUGGAGCAAAGAUGGAGCUCCGCUUCAGAACAGCGAUAGGGUAUCGUGGGACAGCGAGGGAGAAGUACACAUCCUCAGCCCCGGCGCCAGUGAUGUGGGAAUCUACAGAUGCACCGCCACCAAUGACUUGGGCUCUGAUUCAGAGACAACACUAGUUCUGCUGGCUGAAACUCCCACGAUCGCUGCCUCGCGGAGAAACACGUCAGAUGUGAAGAGCAGCAGUCUGAAGGUGGUGGUUGGAGGGGUUAUCAGUGUCCGUUUGGGUGCCAACCUCACCCUCGAGUGCCCCAUUAAAGGUGUCCCGCGGCCAACGCUGAGCUGGCACCGCAAGGAGGGUCCGCUGGGCACCAGCGCUAGUCCUCUCCCGGACGGAUCUCUGCUCCUGAGAAACCUCACACCGCCAGACUACGGCACCUACUCCUGCGUGGCUGCCAACAGCAUUGGAAAGUCGGUGGCCUCCAGCCUGCUGCGUGUGGCGGGAGGAGCUGUGGGUGAAUCUGAGCACCAGGUUUCAAAGGAGAUGAAUAGGAAGAGGGUUCUGAUGGCCUCUGUGAUCGGCACCAGCGUCACAGUCAAACCUGGAGAUACCUUGAGGAUAGAGUUUGAGUGGCGUUUGGGCGAGUGGAGCACAUGCAGCACUUCCUGUGGCAACAGAGGGACUCAGAUGAGGAAGGUACAAUGUUUGACGUCAGAGGGCCAAGAGAUGCCUCAUUCAGUCUGUCAUCAUCUUCCCAAACCGAUCAGUCAACCACGGCCGUGCAACCUUCUGGACUGUGCUCCCAGUUGGGUGUCAACAGUGUGGUCCAGAUGCUCCAGUUCCUGUGGGCGGGGCUUCAGAGAGAGGCGGGUCUCCUGUCAGCAGGUUGAGGCCUCGGGGAGUGUGAGGGUUUUGUCCAGCUCAGCGUGUGAAGGAUCUCGUCGGCCUGAAGACAGGGAAGAGUGCAGCUCACACGCGUGUGUGGAGUGGCUCACCGGCUCCUGGGGCAAGUGCACAGGUCGAUGUCUGGGGCCUGCGGUGGCCACGCAGAGCAGAAGCGUCUCGUGCAGACACUUCAGCAACUCCACGUCCAAAACCUGCGACCCAAAAGAAAGGCCAUCAUCCGUGAGGAACUGCUCGUCUGAGAUGUGUGAUGUGCACUGGAAGGUGUUCCCGUGGAGGACGUGUACAGCGGCAUGUGGCAGCGGCUUCCAGUCCCGUCGAGUGGAAUGCAUCCAUCAGCAGAACAAGAAAACCCUCCCCGACCAGCACUGCGCCUGGCAACGGCGGCCUUCUACCUGGCAACACUGCAACAUCACUUCCUGUGGCAGUGAGUGUAAGGACAGAACCCACUACUGUCCUGUGGUCAAACGCCUCAAGCUUUGCACCGUGGAUCUGUACCGGCAACGCUGUUGCCAGACCUGCUCACAGGACACCAGCGCCACCUAGUGACCCAAACCAACAGACGCCCUUUUCAGUCACCGCCCUGAUUGUCUCUCGUAACACAGCAUAUUGUUCAAUCGUACAAACAAAAAGGACACCUGGAGUGUAUGGACUAAAAGAUAUCUGGACUACACUUUUACUGGAUGCUUUCCCACAAUCAUCAGAAGUCCAAAGAGAAAAUCACUUGAUGAGAUUUGAAACUUCUCUCUUCACCAGCUUUCUCUGCAGAUCUCAUUUUAUCUUGCCCUGAAAGUGGUAUUAUAUGUGUAUUAAUUUAAGAUUUUUACUUGUGAAUAUGAGAGGACAAAUCUUAUCGGACCAUUCACCAACGUGAAGGAAAUAUAAAGGCCUCUUGGGUGUACAUGAUGCACUGGUACUAAUAAUAUCAGUAGUACACAGCUUGGAGUAUUAAGAGUAUUUUUAUUUUUUUGUCAGAGUCCUACCUUGAAGUCAACAUGAAAUGCUGUCACAACCCAUUUUACUUCUCUAAUCUGAUUACUUCAGAGGCAAACAGGACAUUCAACAAGAAAAAUGUGGGGUGGGGCUUAUUGUAUUUAUAAGGAUUUGAUUGGCUCGUACAUGGAGUCAGGUGGUCAGAGGGGAGGAGUUAGAGGAGUCAGAAGGAUUUGUGAUGCCAGCCGAAAAGGGAAAUCGUUUCAGAGGGAAGCAAGUUUUAUGGAAGUUUAUUUCCACCACGGAAUGAAA
Sinocyclocheilus anshuiensis is the source of this 6035-nucleotide messenger RNA. RefSeq names its product ADAMTS-like protein 3. The record is from RefSeq and is a predicted model, not a curated record. Gene Ontology annotation, biological process: extracellular matrix organization. NCBI's taxonomy places the organism in Eukaryota, Metazoa, Chordata, Actinopteri, Cypriniformes, Cyprinidae. The transcript is spliced from 30 exons. Gene Ontology annotation, cellular component: extracellular matrix. The coding region runs from base 261 to 5336 and encodes 1691 amino acids.